This is a messenger RNA of Gloeophyllum trabeum ATCC 11539, 1639 nucleotides long. RefSeq lists its product as uncharacterized. Lineage: Eukaryota; Fungi; Basidiomycota; Agaricomycetes; Gloeophyllales; Gloeophyllaceae. Gene Ontology annotation, molecular function: histone binding; nucleosome binding. The coding region runs from base 1 to 1566 and encodes 521 amino acids. The record is from RefSeq and is a predicted model, not a curated record. The transcript has a single exon.
AUGUCGCAGGACUUACGAUACGUGAACGCCUUGAAGGCAUGUUUACCGACUGGAUUUGCGCCUGAACUGGCAGACUCUACAACAGCGCCAGAGACUCUAGCGCUCAUUGACCGCUUGCUCUGCUUCGCCAGUGGCGGGGAAUGUCCGGACGAUGUUCCGGAGCAGGUGCGGCAAGAAUGGGACGCGAAGCAAGCGGAACUGGAGACUGCAAUGCGGAGGCUGGUAGAGGAUAAGGCGGACGGGAAGAGGAAGAGGGAUGAAGACCCUAUUGCAGCAAGUACAAGUGCUAAACGAGUGAAGGUGUCUGAAUCCGGGACCGAGUCCCCCGCCCCUGCGGACCACGAUAGGGACGACGCGCCCCUGCACACUCUACACGCCAUCUCGGUGUCGUCGCCCGUGCGCAAGAAGGUGGACGUCAUCGUGCACGAGCGAAGCCUAAAGUUUGUCCAUCCCUCCACGACUGUGUCGAUUCCGCGCUCCUCGAUAAAACACGCGUUCCUCCUCCCCACGCGCGGCAAGGCGAAGCCGCACUGGACGGUCGUCCUCCUCACUGACGCUGCCGCCUCUUCAAGGGCGCAACAGAAAGGCAAGGCCCCGGAGACCACGCAGAUCAUAUUCGGGCUGGAGGCCGCCGCGCCCUCCGCGCUCAUGACCACUACCUAUCCUACCCCCGGCACGCCAUCAAAAGAGACGCACCCAAAGAAUACGCCCACGCUCCCGCUGCUCCGGACGUUCUUCAACAAGCUCGGGGUGCAGCCGCACGAGCCGUCCACGAGCGUGUUCAGGAGCACCCUGCCGGACAUGAUGAGCCCCGGCGAGGCGGGGAGCCCGUCGCUCACGGCGUACAUGGGCGCGAAGCCGGGGUCGCUGUACUUCUUCGAGACGGGCCUGCUGUGGGGCGAGACGAAGCCGUACCACUGGUGGCCUCUCGAGGACCUGGCGCCGAUGGAGGAGGACGAGGGCAGCUUGCGAGGGGGAGUGAGGGUGGUGUGGGCGGGCGGGCGGCUGUGCACCAUCGUGCUCAGUAGAAAGGGCGAUGAGGAGGGCGUGCAGGAGCUGGAUGAGGGGGAGGAGACGCACUUGGGCAUGGUGGAUGCGAAGGAGAAGGGCGAGGUGGAGGAGUGGGUGAGGAGGCAUAAGAGGUGGUUCGGGAAGGGGAAGGGCGGCAGUGGCGCUGCCCAGGCUGGGAAGGUGAAGGAGGUCGCGAUGAAUGGGGAGGAUGGGGAAGAGAUGGGGGAUAGUGACGACGAGGAAGACGAGGACUUUGAGGGGGAUAGCGACUCUGACGGAGGUUCUCCCACGGAAGAUUCUGAGGAAGAGGGUGACGUUGGAGGGGAGGAGGACGCAGCUGGUUCAGACGCAAGUGGCGGAGAGGAAGAUGGGGAAGGGGACGAAGAUGAUGAGGAAGGUGAUUUGAACCCAGCAAGACAUCCCUUAAUGCGGCCUGGUGCGGUGCCCAAGAUGUCCAAGGGUGUCAUGGACAUGGUCGUAGGUGUGGUAGAGCAGGAAUUCCUAGGCCCAGGCAAUGACCUGGGCAGUGAGGAAGAGGAUGAACUGGACGAUUGAGGGAAUCGAUCCAGUUGUUUAAUAUGUACACUAUCUAGGAGGAAAAUACAUCUAAGUUCUACCCACGCCUGAA